ACUCCAAGCCCUUUGAAUCCCGGAAGUCCAGAACACACCCAACCUGAUUGAUUGCAGCAGCGUCCAGAAUGCUGGAGCGUAACUAAAAGACGAAGCAAAGAGCAUUUCAACAUGAGGGACCCACUGACGAAUUGUUCGUACAAUAAAGUAUACAAGAGCCUGAAGGAGUUUGCUCAAAAUGGAGAGAAUUUCUGCAAGCAGAUCACAUCCGUCCUUCAGCAAAGGGCAAACCUGGAGAUUAACUAUGCCAAAGGACUUCAGAAACUGGCAGUGAAGUUGAGCAAAGCACUACAGAACACAAAGAAAAACUGUGCAUGCCUGGCCUGGGCCUGGGCCUCAGAGAGCAUGAAAUCCGCAGCAGACCUACAUCAAAAACUUGGCAAAGCAAUUGAGUUGGAAGCAAUAAAGCCAACGAACCAAGUUCUGAGUAUGCAAGAGAAGAAGAGAAAAUCACUUGAUAAUGAAGUUGAAAAGACUGCAAAUCUUGUUAUUAACAACUGGAAUCAGCAAAUCAAGGCUAAGAAAAAAUUAAUGAUGAGUACCAAGAAGCAUGAAGCACUUUUCCACCUUGUAGAAAGCUCCAAGCAAUCCGUGACCCAGAAGGAGAAGCAGAAGCUCCUCAACAAACUGAAAAAAUCAACUGAAAAAUUGGAAAAAGAAGAUGAAAAUUAUUACCAAAAAAACAUGGCCGGCUAUUCUACUAGACUGAAGUGGGAAAACACCCUGGAAAACUGCUAUAAGAGCAUGCUGGAGCUGGAGAAGGAAAGAAUUCAACUUUUAUGCAAUAACUUAAACCAGUACAGCCAACAUAUUUCUCUUUUUGGACAAACGCUGACCACAAGCCACACACAGAUCCACUGUGCCAUCAGCAAGGUUGAUGUUGAGAAAGACAUCCAGGCUCUAAUGGAAGAAACCGCAAUCCUGUCCACAGAAAACAAAUCUGAGUUCCUACUGACCGACUACUUUGAAGAGGAUCCAAAGAACACAAUGGAUAAAGAGAGACGGAAAUUGUUGAUAAAACCAAAACUGUUGAGACUGCAAAGAGACAUUGAGAAGGCCUCGAGAGAAAAAGAAGGCCUGGAACAGAAGCUUAAUGCACUCUCCAGCAACUCCUCCUUCUCUGAUGCCAAGAGCCAGAAGGAUGCAGCGGCCUUAAUGGACGAGCACAGUUUGAAACUGGACCUUUUGCAAGCGAACUCCUACAAGCUGUCAUCAGUGCUAGCAGACCUGGAGCAAAGGCCGAAACCCAGCCAUCCCUGCAACUGCAUUUUCAAGUGGAAAGAAAAGGAGCACUCUCACACUUAUGUAAAAAUAUCCCGGCCUCUUUUGACGAAGAGAUUAGAGAAAGCUGUGAGCGAGGCACCUUCUGGCGGGCAGAGCAGCCCUAGCGCUUCACCUUCAGGGCCUGGUGUGUCCCAAGGCAGCAACCAUCUUUGCAAGGCCUUGUAUACUUUCCAAGCCAGGCAAGAUGAUGAGUUGAAUUUAGAAAAAGGAGACAUUGUGACCCUACAUGAGAAGAAAGGGGAAGGAUGGUGGUUCGGCUCUUUGAAUGGGAAGAAAGGCCACUUUCCUGCUGCCUAUGUGGAGGAGCUGCCUCCAAAGGCUGGAAACACAGCUACGAAGUCAUAACACAGGACCGGACACAUGGGUGACCUUACAUGGUCUGUAAACGAUGUGGUGCAAAUAAAGAGGACGAGUUAUCAGCUUUGCAA
Messenger RNA from Peromyscus leucopus (white-footed mouse), 1712 nucleotides. RefSeq names its product nitric oxide synthase trafficking (gene Nostrin). Gene Ontology annotation, biological process: signal transduction. Gene Ontology annotation, molecular function: protein binding. The record is from RefSeq and is a predicted model, not a curated record. Gene Ontology annotation, cellular component: plasma membrane; cytoplasm. Lineage: Eukaryota; Metazoa; Chordata; Mammalia; Rodentia; Cricetidae.